Molecule: messenger RNA, 5104 nt
Organism: Dendronephthya gigantea
Lineage: Eukaryota; Metazoa; Cnidaria; Anthozoa; Malacalcyonacea; Nephtheidae
Product: transient receptor potential cation channel subfamily A member 1-like
Exons: 21
Coding region: 665-4108 (1147 amino acids)
Biological process (GO): transmembrane transport; monoatomic ion transport
Cellular component (GO): membrane
Molecular function (GO): monoatomic ion channel activity; protein binding
Source: RefSeq, a predicted model, not a curated record
AAUAGUUGUUGCUAGCUCUUUGGUAUUCGUGUAAUCAUCUUCAAUGAACUGAAUUUAAUGUUGUUAUUUGCUUCGAUUCACUUCUAAAUGCAUGUGGUUAUGUAUCGCCUGUAAAUUAGAAACCAGGCAAGCCACAAGCGAUGUCAAUGUGAUAUCAUUUGAGGAAUUGUUCACUAUUGUAUUGUGUAAGACGGCAUUCAUUGUAAGAGGGGAAAUAACAGAGAAAUUAAUAUAUGCAUGCACAGUUCAAAACUCAAAAGUCCGAAGUUUAGCAUAUUACAACAAAGUGAGGAAAAAGUUGUGAAAUUAAAUGUUAAUUUCCAGUUUAUUGUCGACAUCCCCUGUUUGGCUGCAUGGUUUUCAUCGAUCUAACAUAAUUGUCGUACACAUCUCGGAUUUCACACAACAACGAAUUACGACAUGUAAAAGGCGAAGCAUUAACAAUAUCAUAAAAUUGUGUAGAUUAAACUGUUCACGCUUUGCGGCAAAAUAUACGACAAGUUUUAAUGUAGAGCGAAGCAUUAAAAAGUUAUAAAGCAUUGUAAAUUUUCACCUAUUAUACAUAUAUUUACAAUUUUGCCACGAGCUCGAGUCCUAUGUGAGAUGAUUGCCGACGGGGUGCUUAGAACUGAUUUGGCUAUCAGCUAUAUACGACGAGAUCGAGAUGGAGGGCUCAGAGAAUGCUCCCUAUGAUGUUUUGUCGAAGGCGGAAAAUGGAGUCAAUGGAAAUAUUGAUGCAAGUCAAAUAGAGAUGAAAGAACAUAAAAUGAAAGAUGAAGAAAGCUCCACUUUGGAUAACGCACAGAUCACAGAGUUUUGUUCAACUGAAAACACUCCUUUGAUCGAUAAGGAUGCAAAUGAAGUCGAUUCUGGGCCUCUCCGGGUGGUAGAAGAUUACGAAUUGCCGAAUUAUUCCUCCGAUGAUUCCGAGGAAUAUAAUGAAUCUAGGAGAGAUGAGCUAAGACAAAUCGAGGAACAAGCUAUAGCCGAAGCGAUUUUAAAGAGGAAAAAAGAUUUCGACAGUGAUGUUAAUGCGUUAUCCAAAUCAAAAUCUCGAAUAUGUCUGGAAGAAUAUGUUCACGAUGACAACUUCUAUGUGUGGGAGGAAAAAUCUAAUGAUUGUGUUGUUGAAGAAACACCUGAACACUUUAACAUUGGAUGGGCAGUUUGGAAAGACGACGCUGAAAAUAUGAAGGAGAUUAUUUCGCGUGUAUCACCUUUGUCAAAGACAUCGAUUCAGUUUCGUAUAUUUCAAGCAGUAGAACGAAACAGUCUAGAAUGCUUAGAUGUACUUUGUGAGAUGUACGAAAAGGAAGUCUCAGACGAAUACAGUCUAUUUCAUCGAAGUAUUUAUUUCGCUUUUGGAGUCCAAGAGGAACGACCUAAAGAGACAGCUCUACACCUCCUUGCAACAAAAACAACGUCACCGGAAGCAAUUCUUGAAGUUUUCGCGAGGAGACCAAAAUUUCUGAAUGAUCUUUCAGACUUCCCUGACAGCCAUGGAUCAACUCCACUUCUUGUUGCAAUAAAACACAACAAUAUGGAUGUGGUUAAGCGAUUACUUCGAACCAAACCUCGUGUAGGCAAAAGAAAUAAUGAUGGCGAAUCCCCCAUUCUCUUAGCAGCUCUGAACGGCUAUGUUGAUGUCAUAAAAGAAAUGCUGGAGAUGUAUCGUGAAUCCCAACAAAUGUCUGAACUUUGGGAGAUUAUGAAAAGCAUUGAUGGCAAACAACAUUCAAUCCUUUACCCAGCCUGCCAGAAACGCAAUUCUAAGUUACUAAACCUAGUUAUGAAAGAGACAGACUGGCGAAAAUUUCUAGACCAAGAGCAGGCAGUGACUGAGGAUUGGAAUGAGUUUGUUGGUAAUGUUUGUGCUGCUGGAUGUAAAAAACUUGCAAAAGAAUGUUUUAAACGCGAUUCUGCUCUUCUUAAUAAAGGAGAGGAACGAAAGGUCACACCUUUAAUGAGGGCAGCCGAAGCAAAUCAAGAAAGAAUCGUUCGGCUAAUUUUUGAGAUAAAACCUUCUGAUGAAUUGUUUAAUAUUUGUGAUAAAGAUGGCAGGAAUGUUUUUCAUUAUGCUGUGGGAAAUGUUGAUGCUCUUCGACACCUUGUUCUCCAGGCCUUAAAGUUGUGCGACGAAUGUCAAGCUAUUAAGUUGAGAUCUUACAAAUUUAAAUCACCAAUACAGCUCGCAGCUAAAGGGAAACUGAAAGAGAGUCUUAUGUUGCUCGUAAAUAUCGCAAAAUUCGAGAUGUUUGAACAAGAUAUCAUUAAUGAUGUUGACGUCGAGAUUUUAGAGAGAAGCCUUCAUAUGAUGAAAACACAGGAUCCAAAUGGCGUAACAGAUUUGCUACAUGGUUACAUCAAAGAAAAUCAGCCGUUCUUAUCAGCAGCUUCCAAAGGAAAUGUGAAGCUAAUGGAGUUCCUAUUGCAAGAAGGAGCAGACCCUUUACAAACAAAUGAAUCUUACGAAACGGUCAUUCACUGUGCAGUAAUGUCUGGAAAGCUUGAAGCUGUGGAGUACUUGCUUGAACAGGACAAAUUCUUGGAAAUAAUUGAUCAUACAGAACAACAGGGGGACACUGCAGCCUGUUAUGCAACAAGAUGGGGUUUUGCAGAAAUUCUAAAAUAUUUGUUAAAGAAGAAUGCAGCAGUUAAAAGUGAUGGGAAAAAACAAAGAAAAAACAUUCUGGACACUGUAUUCGUUAAGAGCGAGGAACCACUGAAAGAGAUUGUUAAGUUUUGUGCAGAAGAUGGGAAUCAGCGACUCCUUCAAGAGUUGUUUGAAGACUCGUUUCGUGAACCGGACGACAUUAUGGCAGGGAUAGUUAGGAAAACACCAGACAUCGCCUUUCUAAUUCUUGACCGUUGUGUUGAACUGCGAGAUGUUAAGUCCAUUGUAAAUGUCAGGGAGUUCAGCUACUCGUUUUUCCCAUUCAAAAGAAAUAAUAAUAAACGGAAGCUUGAAGCUUUAAAACGCAUGACAGAAAGCCCAAAUGCAGACAGGUUUUUGAGCCAUCCUCUGGUUGUAGAAUUCUUAAACAGGCUGAUGUAUUCCUCGGGCAUACAGAAGUAUUUCCUUUUGAGUUUUUGUCUUUAUACUAUGUUUCUGAUUACUUUAACAACAUAUGGCGCCAUCCAAAGUGGAGGUAAGGAACGCGUUUUCGUCAGCGUCUACCGUCUAUAUUCGCAAAAUGUCAAAAAAUUUAAAAUGAUUCUUUCUAGGUAUAAUACUUGGGUGCAUUUAUUAUUUAUAGAUUUGCAUAGUUUAAAAUCACCUGGGAUGAUAGCACUCUCUGUCAUUAUUCUCAUUUUAUGUGGAUUUCAUUUGCUAAAAGAAAUUUCUCAGAUGAUUGCAUAUGGAAAGGAAUAUAUGAGGGAUUUGGAAAAUAUCUUCGAAUUGACGAUUUUUAUUUGCGCAAUGAUUUAUGUCGUUCCCGGAGGAGACAAAAAAACCGACGGACAGAUCGUAGCUGGAGCUAUUUCGAUAUUUCUUGCGUGGGUCAACUUCUCCCAGUUCUUGAGAACACUUUUUAAUUUCGGAGUUUACAUCUUCAUGGCAAUUAAAGUAUUCGGAACCGUUUGCAUGGUGUUGCCAAUGGUGAUAUUAAUACUCGUCGGAUUUUCAUUAUCGUUUUCGUUGAUCAUGCAUCAAGAUUCAGGUUUCAAUGAUGUUCCUACAUCGUUCUUGACAACACUUGUCAUGAUGACGGGCGAAUUGGAUUACCGAGACACAUUUCUUGCAAGUGGAUCACUUCAUGCCUUGCAAAAAAUAUUUCUUGUAUUGUUUAUCCUGAUGAUCUCCAUCGCUAUUAUGAAUUUAUUUACCGGUGUUGCUGUUGGCGACGUUAACGAGAUGUUAAUGAAAUCGAAAGAAAGAAGAAGAAUGAAUAAGGCUAAGCUUGUCAUAAAACUGGAAAGAGGCCUUUCUUUCUUCUCAAUUGGGAAAUCUGUGAUCGUGGAUGACUUCAGGAAGGUAAAACUCAGUGAUAGAAACAGGCCUUCAUCGUUGUUGACGUGGAUAUGGGAACAGGCUAAUAAAUUCGUCGGGCAGAAAUACCUCCCUCUCAAUCAUCGUUCUAGUUACACAACUGCGUUUAGAACAUAAUUUUUGAUACUUUUCCUGAUGAAGAAUAUGGACAAAGAAGUGCAUAAAUUAUAUGAGUAAGAAAUGAAUUUUGUAAGUGGAAGGAAGAACUUCAACCGACGAAAGAAUUGCCGAAUUUGGUGAUGACUAAAAAUGAGAUAGCGAAUGCAGAUUUAAAAGAAAAAGUCACAAAUUGGUCAAAGAGAAAUUAAUAACUAUGGAAAUGAUCAUCAAAGAUUGCCAGAGAUCUUCUCAGCGCAACUUAGCGUUGAUGGAAUCAUUUCUGAUUAAGUUACUAUAAAAAGACCUUUGCAUGUGACCUUUAACCAUUAAACUACAGUACUGUCCAGAAAUAACCUAGCAAAAACUGCAGUUAACCUAGGUCGAACCUCGGUCUAAAAGCGGUUGAACAAAGGCAGACCGAAGUCAAACCGAAGUCAGAACGAGGUCGAACCGCAGUGAGACGAGUUAAACCUCUGCCUAACUCGUUCUAGCUGACAGACAUUUUUUGAAAUUUUUUUGAUUUUGUUAUUGUGUUAUCGUUCUCAGCUGCUCAUAACAUUUUGUUCGGAAGCAAACGGCCACUUGCGGCAAGGUAUUUUUUCCACCGCGGUCGUCUGCGGUUUCUAUCGGUCGACCGCAACGGAACCGCAACCGCAGUAUAAGGUUAUUUCUGGACAUUACUGUAGGUAAUAGGCGCACAUUUUAACGUAGUGUUUCGUUUUAAAAGUUAUAGUUAGCUAAAACCAAAUAAAUAAAAAUCCACUUCAUUUCGACAUCGGAUCCCAGAUUAUAGCAGGCUGUAUGUUGGUGAUGAAAACCAGGCUUAUAUGAUAUAUAAAAGUCAGUACCAAACGUACCAAUGGCAUUCGUGUUGCUAAGUUCUUCAACCUUGACUUGAAAAAUAUGUUAAUUAUAAGAUUGCUAUUGGUUUAUCUUUGUGAAAUACAAUAGGCACGUGAUGAGAAAGGAACAUUUUUUGCAUAAAUCUACCUCAACAUAGUUAAUAAGUUGUAU